UGUCAAGCUGAUUGCCGUGUUGCAAAUUGAUAAAAUGUUAAUGAUGAUCGGAGCAGCCAUUUGUUUCCAGCAAUCAGUCGAUUUUCAAAGGUUACAGGUAAAAUCUAACAUGUGUACCGAAAGACCAUGUAUUGACGUCCGUUAGUGGUUUCAUUGAUCACAGGUUUUUUUAUAUUCAAGUAUAAUGAGACUAUAGUAUAAUUCGACAGUAAAGUCCAGUUCGGUUCACAAAGGAGAUAGCGGUACUCUGUAGUGGAUGUCCAAGUGUCAUGGCUAACUCUGAUGCAAGUACAUCGCUAGUCUUAUUUACAAGCUUGAAUGGAUACGAGGUAACCGCACCUCUGCUUGCAAUAAACAUCGUUAUCUUACUGAUUGGAAUUCUUACCCUGGUCUCGAACGCCUUUGUCCUGGAUACCUUGGUGAGAAGGACGAGUCUGGAGGCCACGGAUCUGGUGAUGUGUCAUCUUGCGGUCACCGACAUGCUCACAGGGGUCCUUGUCAUUCACACAGUUGGAUACAACUUGAUCAACUUUCAGAACUUCACAGAAUGCCUGGUUCGUCUUGGCGUCGUCUUCACCUUCGUGUGUUGUUCUGUCUAUCAUCUGGCCCUCCUGACACUUGACAGGUUCGUGAAGAUUGUCUUCCCUACCGUUACCAGGAUGUCAUCACCCGGAAGUCCGUGUCCAUCAUGUCGGCGGCCAUCUGGGUCUUCUCCGUCAACCUCGGCCUCAUCCCGGCCUACGGCUGGAGCGAUACACCAGCACCUUCAGAACCUGCAUGUUCCCUGCUAGGAGUCUUAACGGCGGGAUACAUACAGAUGGGACUGUCGCUUAUUGUCUUACCAUUUGUUGUGAUUUGUGUCCUGUACAUGAAGAUAUUUCUGGUCGUUAGGAGACAUUCCCGCGCUAUCGCGGCUACUGACGUCACAGGGAACAUGAACUCUGGGAGCAUGAAGUUCACCAAAACUGUGGUCAUCCUGAUUGGAACUUACAUCAUCUCGUUUUCACCUCUAGCUAUGAUAGCCUUGGUGUACACGUCUGGAGGAUUUCACGAAAUGUCUGCAUACGCAGUUGGUGACUACAUCAUUUACGCCAGCGUCCUGACGUUCGCGAACUCCCUCGUCAACCCCAUCAUCUACGCUUUCAAGUUGCCGCCAGUCCGGAGGAGACUACUCCGUUUCCUUGGCAAGGGCGACAACUCUUCAAAUUCAACCACUAGUGGAACCAUACAGACAAUUGCCAUCGAUAUGGAUUAAAAUGAAUCGAUGUUUAUUUCUAACUGAAAGGAGUGUGUGUAAGAGGAAAUGAACAUUGCCAUAGGUUUUGGACUAAUAUUUUCUUUAAAAAGAUUUGGAAUCUGAUGUUUGAAGUAUAUUAUCCUCUCAAGUUAUGUUUGAUUUAAGUUAAUUGACAACGUAUGAUGCAAAUGUAUACUUGAGUAGGACAUUACCUUGGAUGGAAGAUUAGUUAUUGUCUGAUAUGAAGAGCACCAACAAUUAAGCGCGUCUUUAACAAUUUCGUUGGGAAAAGAGACAAAACGUAAAGCUGAAAUAUCAGCAAGGGACUGGUAAUGUAUUAAGGACGUUGUGGGUCGGAGGUUGUUGAUGCACUGAAAAUACCCCUUCCUUAAUGCUUGUCACAUUGUAGUUUGACCUUCCCUUGAUUCCCUCUGACAGCACUACCGCCGACAUCCUGGAACGAACAACCUAAAUACUUUUAAACUGACAAGCAUCAGGGCAAGAUUACUUUUAAACAAAUUAUUCAUCAGUCCUGUAUGAGGUAUUUAACUAAAUUUAUUCCCGCGCAACUCUGUUCAAAACGUAGAAAUGAUUCACCCCAAAAUUCCCUCUUUCGUGGGGUAUUGCCAUUAUCAAUCCUAUGCCAAAGCCUGGUUGGGAUCAGACUGAUCUAUCGGGGUGUUCCAACUUACCCAACUCCUAUUGUCUCAGUAGAAGAAAUCACUGGGGUGUGAUAAUCCCCUUUAUUCCCUUAUUUGUUUCCCUGUGAAAUAGUAUCCGGGGCCAAAUGGGAUAAAAUGCUACUGCGUUUGAUUCAA
Molecule: messenger RNA, 2055 nt
Organism: Haliotis rubra (blacklip abalone)
Lineage: Eukaryota; Metazoa; Mollusca; Gastropoda; Lepetellida; Haliotidae
Product: adenosine receptor A3-like
Exons: 2
Coding region: 689-1255 (188 amino acids)
Biological process (GO): G protein-coupled receptor signaling pathway
Cellular component (GO): membrane
Molecular function (GO): G protein-coupled receptor activity
Source: RefSeq, a predicted model, not a curated record